AUGAGCACGAAUCUCAGGACUUAUGCCUCUGACGAUCCACUGAACGACGGUGUGGAGCUUGUCGAGGACCUUCAGGGCCAAGCAGGGCUUCCCACGGGUGACCGAAUGGAUGUCGCCAAGAUCCGCAUUGAGAAACUGAACCAGGAGCGUCAGGAGCGCGUUGCCCGGCGGCGAGACCCACAGAGCUGCCUCAAGCGGGGGCUGCAUCGCAUCAUACCCUACGGCGGCAUCAUCUCCUCCGGAUGCAACCUCGCCAGCUCAUCGCUGGGCGCCGGAAUACUUGCGCUGCCGUAUGCCUUCAACACGUCCGGGCUGGCGAUGGCGCUGGUGUACCUUGUGGUGGUGGGUCUGCUGACCAUCUACUCCUUCACUCUUCUGGGCAUCGCGGGGAAGCGGACGGGGCUGCGGAACUACGAGCAGGUCACGAGGGCUCUUCUUGGGAAGGGUGCGGACUACUUUUUGGCCUUCAACAUGUGGCUUUUCAGCUUUGGUGGCGAGGUCUCCUACAUGAUAUAUAUGGGAGAUCUUAUUGGCGCCUUUAUUGAUAGUUCGCAAAGCGCCCCAGAUUACGUGAAAUCCUCCUCUGGCCGCCGAUUAAUUACGAGCAUGGUGUGGCUUGUUGCCAUGCUGCCGCUGUGCCUACCGAAGGAGAUUAACUCCCUGCGCCACAUAUCCGUUUUGGCUCUUGCAUUUGUCUUUUUCUUUGUGAUCUGCGUGAUCAUCCAUUCCGUACGCAACACUAUCACCCAUGGCAUGCGUGAUGAUCUGGUGUACUUCCGGACUGGCAACAGCGCAAUUCAGGGUCUUUCCGUUUUCACGUUUGCCUUUAUUUGUCAGCUGAAUGCGUAUGAGGUGUACGAGGAAAUGUACAAGCCAAGUGUUGCGCGCUUUACGAAGAGUGCUGCACUUGGUGUGUUUGCUUCAUUCACAAUGUUGUUUUGCUCGGGAUUUUUUGGCUACCUGGACUUUGGCCCGGCAUUGACAGGCUCCGUCCUCAGUCGGUACAACCCGAUAGAGGACAAGAUGAUGGGCGUUGCUUAUGCGGGUAUGGUAUUAAAACUGUGCGUUGGCUACGGGCUGCACAUGAUUCCAGUGCGUGAGGCUGUUUACCACGUCUUCAGUGUUGAUGUGAAGACGAUUGGAUGGUGGAAGAACGCACUGGUCUGUGGCCUUAUGGCGACGCUGUCACUCAUUGGUGGCCUAUUUAUCCCCAGCAUCACGGUUGUGUUUGGCCUUGUUGGUGGUUUCUCUGGGGGCUUCAUUGGCUUUAUCUUCCCUGCCCUGCUGUACAUGUACAGCGGCAACUGGACACUGCAGUCGGUUGGGUACUUUCACUACAUCGGGACGCACUUUCUGCUGUUUGUCGGUGUGAUCGGUGUUGUGUUUGGGACCGCAUUUGCCGUUUACGGUGAGGCGAUGCAUUGA
Messenger RNA from Trypanosoma cruzi, 1425 nucleotides. Its product is annotated as amino acid permease, putative. The transcript has a single exon. The record is from RefSeq and is a predicted model, not a curated record. Lineage: Eukaryota; Euglenozoa; Kinetoplastea; Trypanosomatida; Trypanosomatidae. Gene Ontology annotation, molecular function: amino acid transmembrane transporter activity. The coding region runs from base 1 to 1425 and encodes 474 amino acids. Gene Ontology annotation, biological process: amino acid transmembrane transport.